Messenger RNA from Menidia menidia (Atlantic silverside), 1609 nucleotides. The record is from the annotation of a GenBank genome assembly. NCBI's taxonomy places the organism in Eukaryota, Metazoa, Chordata, Actinopteri, Atheriniformes, Atherinopsidae.
CGGAAGUCGUCAGCUCUUCGCAUUUUUCCCCAAAGCAGCCAGUGGCUCUCCUUCUACAACCGAGACAAUUCAUCUGCCACGUAUCGGUCAAAUAGUAUUUGUGAACAACUGGAGAAAGAUGAAGAACAGCUCAAACGUCCCGGCAUUCCUGACCAAGCUGUGGACGCUGGUCGAGGACUCGGACACCAACGAGUUCAUCUGCUGGAGUCAGGAGGGCAACAGUUUCCUAGUUCUGGACGAACAGCGCUUCGCCAAGGAGAUCCUCCCCAAGUUCUUCAAGCAUAACAACAUGGCCAGUUUCAUCAGGCAGCUGAACAUGUAUGGAUUCCGUAAGGUGAUGCACAUCGAUACGGGCCUUGUUAAACAGGAGAAAGAUGGUCCGGUGGAGUUUCAGCACCCUUACUUCAAACAUGGACAAGACGACCUGCUGGAGAACAUCAAGAGGAAGGUUUCAAAUGCACGGCCUGAAGACAAUAAGAUCCGACAGGAGGACCUGAGCAAAAUCCUGGCCAGCGUUCAGAGUGUUCACAGCAAACAGGAGAGCAUUGACGCCGGGCUUGAAACACUCAAAAGGGAGAAUGAGGCUCUAUGGAGGGAGAUCUCAGACCUGAGACAGAAGCAUGCUCACCAACAGCAGCUCCUCAAGAAGCUGAUACAUUUUAUCAUCACGUUGGCGCAGAACAACCGCAUUCUGAACUUAAAACGCAAAAGGCCAAUUCUUUUGAACGGCAAUGGAAAGAAGCCCAAAUACAUUCACGAGAUUUAUGACGACAAAGUGUGCGAACAGACGUGCACCGGCGGUCUGACCGGUGUGAAGGGCCCGGAGGUUUCGGAGGACGUGGUCAUCUGUGACCUGACUGAGGGUGAUGCAGAUGUGACCGCCGGGAGCACGGAGGGUUCAACCAAAGCCUCGGAGCAAGGGGACGCAGAGACACUGGAGGUGGAGGUGGAGGCCUCCGGGCUGCAGCCGGCGGAGGCGGGGGUGUGCUCCACCCGUUCAGACCAGGUCCGGCAGAGCCCGGCGCCGGACGGCCAGACGGUCAGCAGCCCGGUCAGCAGCGUCCUGCAGCUCAACAGGGCGUCCAGCCUGAGCAUGGAGGACCCGGUCAAGAUGAUGGACUCCAUUCUGAACGAGAACGGAGCCAUAUCGCAAAACAUCAACCUGCUGGGAAAGUUGGAGCUCAUGGACUAUCUGGACAGUAUUGACUGCAGCCUGGAGGACUUCCAAGCCAUGCUCUAUGAGAAGCAGUUCGAUGUGGAUUUUGAUACCCUCGGGGAGUGUGUUUCUUCCAAAGAGAACGUCCCACAGGCCGGAAAAGACAGGACAGCAGAGGACUGCACAGAUAAACAGUUGGUCCAGUACACCUGCAACCCCCUGCUGGCCUUUUUGGACGGCUGCGCUCCGGCCGCAGAGCUGGACCCGGGCCCCGCCGGCCCCCCGCCACCGCCCCCCCCCGGCCCCGAGCUGCUGGACGGCGGUCUGGACGCCAAGCCGCUGCCGCGCAGCUCCCUGAUCCGGCUGCAGCCGCUGACCGAGGCCGAGGCCAGCCAGGACGCGCUUUUCUACCUGUGCGAGCUGAGUCCGGCCAGGAGCCUGAGCGAGGUGUGA